Messenger RNA from Pleuronectes platessa (European plaice), 792 nucleotides. Its product is annotated as GTPase IMAP family member GIMD1. Bases 91 to 792 code for a protein of 233 amino acids. The transcript has 4 exons. Gene Ontology annotation, molecular function: GTP binding. NCBI's taxonomy places the organism in Eukaryota, Metazoa, Chordata, Actinopteri, Pleuronectiformes, Pleuronectidae. The record is from RefSeq and is a predicted model, not a curated record.
CACACACACACACACACACACACACAACCUCCCGUAUCAUCAAGUCCAGGAAAUGUGUCUUUGCUUUGCUCCUCUGCUCCAUUAAACCAGAUGGAUUUCAUCGCCGAUCGAAGUCGCUGUGGCAACAGCCUUGUUACCAUGCUCAGCGGGUGGAAUCAUCGUCACGACAACGAGCGGAAAGUGCUGACAUUGAAUGUGCUGUUGCUUGGUGACAUGCAGAGUGGGAGGAGCUCUGUGGGGAACGCUCUGAUUGGUGGACACGAGUUUCAGACAGGCACCUACAUCUCUGGUGUUUCCAUGACCACAGAGUUCCAGGUUCUCAGCAGAAACUUCCCGCGUUAUUUCAGACGACAGGGGGCGGAGUCAGACCUCACGUUGAGAGUGAUUGACACGUCACCUCUGCCGCCCCACCCGCAGAGUGUGCACGAGCUCUGUCCUGAGGGCGUGCACGUACUUGUGGUCGUUGUGAGAGCUGACCGGUCACAUGAAGACACACAUGUGGAUAAACAUGGGGAGCGUCUCUUUGGACCAGAGUGGCGUCGUCACGCCUUACUCAUUAUCACACAUGCUGAUUACCUGGAGAAGGCGGGACUUCACCCCUCCGUCUACCUAUCGCAGACCUCUGAUUGGCUGAGAGCUCUGUCCAAUGAGGCAGCGGGUGGAGUCUUGUUCCUGGACAACAGCUGCGAUUGGCCCUUGAUCAGAGGAGAACCGCUGAGAGAUGGAGUGCUCCGCCUCUCAGCCAGAAACCAUCACAGAGCUGUGAAGGUCAGGACAGAGUUCACACUCUGA